CUCACCCGUACAUACCGAGUUAUUCGUCCGUCGCUUAGACAAGCGAUUUUAAAGAGAUGUCGGCUGCCGAUUUCGACUCGCUUGAUUUCAUCACUUUCCAGGCAGAUUCGAGCAGAGGCAAGGAGCCAUUGGUUGCAGGUGAGAUUGAAGGGCAGCCAUGUCUGGACUGCAAUUGUCGAGGACUUUCUUCUCAUCCAUGGAGAAAGAGCUGCAUUUUCUGCAAAUGUCCAUUAGAGUGCCAUGACAUUCCUCUGAAUGCAAGCCAUAAUAAUUUGCCAGAAGACCGUAUGGGGGUUGAAGAGAAGCCACCAAAGCCAUCAUUGACUAAAGUGAAGGAAGCGAAUGCAGAGGGAUUUGUAUGGGUGCCUGCUGGUCUGACAGGUGGCCAGAUCACAGAAUUCAUGUCUAAGCUGCCAGAAGAUAAGGUCCCAAAACUUGAUUCUAAGGGUGCUAGGUUUUGGUUGAAGCAGCGUGUUUACCAGAUGCCACUGCAAGAUUUCUCUACAAAGCAUUGCCGCAAACUGGCACUGGAUCAGAAGAUGGCUAUGGAUGACAUGUGUCUGAAGAGGCUAGACAAGGCUGUGGGAGUUGGAGCAGUGAAAACAGGCCUCACCAUGCCAGCAUCAUGCACUAAGUGCACGAUCCCAAUGAAUGUUGGUGAGAUGGCUGUGUUUGCCAUUCGCUCAGGACCAGACUCAUGCUGGCAUGUGCAAUGUUUUGUGUGCUCAGAAGAUAGUGAGCUCCUAGUUGAUCUUGUCUACUGCUGGGAUGAAGAAAAGCAGAAGCUAUUCUGUCCAAGGCACUGGAGCGAGUCACUAAAGCCUCGCUGUGCAGGAUGUGAGGAGUUGAUCUAUGUAGGGGAAUAUUCCCAGGCUAUGGACCAGAACUGGCAUCCAGGUCACCUUUGCUGUUACUACUGUGAUGAGUCAUUGUCAAACCAGAAAUUUGUCACAGUGGAUGAGCAGCCUUCUUGCAUCAACUGCUAUGAUAAAAAAUUUGCCAAUAAAUGUGAGAAUUGCAAGAUUCCGAUUGGUCCUGGCACUAAAGAUGUUGAUGUUCGUGGUAAACACUGGCAUGAGGAAUGCUUUGUAUGUUCACAGCCAGAAUGUAAAAAGCCUUUGCUAAAUCAAGGGUUCACCUUCAAGGAAGACAACUUGAUCUGCCACUCCUGUCGUGGAAUUACCCCAUCCAAAGUUUGUGAAAUAUGUGGUAGAGAUUUUGCUCCAGGGGAGAAGAAAGUUGGAUAUCAGAGCAAAACCUUCCAUGAGAAAUGUUUUAUAUGUGAUGAAUGCAAACAACCUAUUGGUACUCAGCAGUUUAUCAGAAGAGAGGACAAGCGCCUGUGUGGAAAGUGCUAUGAGACUGGUUAUGCCAGGAUCUGUGUCAGGUGUAAUGAGCCUAUAAAAACUGCUUCAGUAAAGCAUGAUGGCAAUGUGUACCACUCAGAAUGCUUCACUUGUACAAUGUGCGCACAACCAUUGGCAGGAAAGCCAUUUACCAAGCAUGAGGGAAAUAAUGUUUGUCAAGAUUGCUACCGCAAUAAUUUUGCAAAGAGGUGUGCAGCUUGCGAGAAGCUGAUAGAAGGAAGUGUCAAAUUUGUAGCUUAUGGUGAAAAAUUUUAUCACCGAGAUUGCUUCACAUGUGCCAGAUGUGGUAUGGCUUUGGCUGGUGAGAAGUUCCGUGUGGUAGAGGAUGAGAAAGUGUGCAUCAAAUGCAGUUCUUAAAUUAGUUAACUGAAAAACUACUUGAUUCUGCAAAGCUGGCAGUAAUUGAAUAAUUAGAUAGAUAAAUAAAGUGUAUUUGUCAUUAAUUCUCUUGAAAUCAGGAGUGAACGUGCUGGGCACGUCAAAGUCUUAGAUUUAGGAUAAUUUUUUACAACUACUGCCAACUAUGCAGGGUCACUUUGCUAUUACUUAAUUAAAGACCAAACUAUA
Messenger RNA from Pocillopora damicornis (cauliflower coral), 1934 nucleotides. RefSeq names its product testin. NCBI's taxonomy places the organism in Eukaryota, Metazoa, Cnidaria, Anthozoa, Scleractinia, Pocilloporidae. Gene Ontology annotation, molecular function: zinc ion binding. The record is from RefSeq and is a predicted model, not a curated record.